This is a messenger RNA of Naegleria gruberi, 7617 nucleotides long. Its product is annotated as inositol 1,4,5-triphosphate receptor 2. The record is from RefSeq and is a predicted model, not a curated record. Gene Ontology annotation, biological process: calcium ion transmembrane transport. Gene Ontology annotation, cellular component: membrane; endoplasmic reticulum. Lineage: Eukaryota; Heterolobosea; Eutetramitea; Acrasida; Naegleriidae. The transcript has 2 exons. Gene Ontology annotation, molecular function: inositol 1,4,5-trisphosphate-gated calcium channel activity; inositol 1,4,5 trisphosphate binding. The coding region runs from base 1 to 7617 and encodes 2538 amino acids.
AUGUCUGCACUUUCAGCGAACAAUUCAAUGUUGAUGUCUGUGGCAUUGCAGGCAGCCAACUCUAGCAAUCAGCAGUCUCUUCUCCUCUCCAACAAUUCCAAUACAACAACAACAAAUUCUAGUAAUUCAUCAAUUGCCAUCGUUUCGUCAUCUAUUACAUCAUCCUCAUCAAAUUCUAAUCAAAAUUUAUUCCUUCGAUAUGGAGAUGUUAUUUCUCUAGUAUACGAAGAUGAAAAAUCCUAUCUUUCAAUUAGAGGAUUAAAUCCAAUUCGAUGUGGAGCAACUCCAUUCACUUCAUCAUCAGAAAUUGAUAGUCAAUCAGCAAGUUCAAAGGAAAGUUUAUUCGUAGUCAUGAAGGGAGGUUCCUAUUCGGCUCUCAAAAGAUAUAAUGAAUUUGUGGAUAACAAGAUGUCUUCAACAAGUGCCUUGGGAGAGGCUCUAUUUGCCUCCAGAAGAACAUCCAUGAAGUACGGAAAGAAUAUUCUCUCAAUGAUCAACUCGAAUAAACAUCCAGAGAAGAGUGUAGAAUCUAAAAAGUUGAAAAUCAAAAUGGAAAGAGAAGAACAACAAAAUAUAAUAGAAGCCCAAAAGGCUCUCGGAAAAGUAGUAUCAUACGGUGCUAGAAUUCAAUUAUUACACGUACAAUCACAAGAAUAUUUAACAGUUCUUCGUACCAAUGCAGAAUUAGAAAAGGCUUGUAUUGCAAUUUCAUUGGCAACUAGUGGAAGUAGAACAUUCUUUCAAAUUAUGCCACAUUUCAAAUUUAGACAAGAGAAUGAACCUGUAAGAUUGUCCGAUAAGAUUGUUCUAUUCAAUGAAAAAUCAAAACAUACUCUCCACUUUUCACAAGUGGUUUAUAACAAACCUUUAGUGAAUAGAGAUAAUAGAAAUGAAGUGAAUGCUACAGCAUCUAAUUCAUCAAAUGUUUGGAGAAUUAAUCUGUAUACACCCUAUUCAGUCUAUUCAGCAAAGGCUUAUUUAAAAACUGGAGAUGUUAUCAGAUUGUUUCACAAGGAUGCUGAAGGGUAUUUAUUCCAACAAAAGGAGUUUGUAAAAUUAUUUACUGAGAAAUAUGCUCUCUCAUCUGUGAACGCUUUAUUCGAGAUUGAAAAUGUGGAUAAAUUCAAAGGCGGUUUCGUCAGAUAUAGUGUGCCUUUCAGGUUAAAACACUUGCCUUCAGGACAAUAUCUAUGUAUUCAAAAGACUGAAGUUUCAGAUGCUAAUGAUGGUUCUCAAACAGCACGUGGUUGGUUGAAAAUUAAGAAAACCUUAAAACAAGUUCUUAGACCUGGUCUAAUCAAAGAGGCCAACGACGAUACUCUCUUCACAUUGCACUCACCUGAAGUUGGUGCAUCAGAGGCCGUUGGAUAUGGUCAACCUGUUGAAAGAAAAAAUCUUGUCAGAAUUCGUCACUUGAGAACUGACACAUGGCUUCACGCAGCAGAAAGAUCUUCAAAGAAUGAUUCGAAUAAUACUGGAAGUGGUCGUGGAAGUCUUUUCAGAAAAGACUCUGUAUCAAAUAGACGUAGCUCUCUUGCUCCACAAAUGUUCAAUGUAAAUGAUAAUACCAUGUUUAUAGAUUUGACUUUUGAUUAUAGAAAAAAGGAAACAGAUGUUUUUUCUAUCUUUUUAGCUUCAGAGAAGGAAUUGAAGGACUUUACUAUUGUUUAUCAAAUUUUUAGAAUUGUGAGUAACUUUAGAAAGAUGAAAAAGGAAACAUCCAUUCAACAACCACAACGUGUUGACAUUGAAUCUGUUUUAGAAAUGUUACGUCACAUUAUCAGAUUUUGUACUGAAAGUACUCAACAAGAUGUAAUGAAAAGAGAAGGUAUUCCAUAUCCUGAGAGGCAAUCUGCAUUCAGAGAUAUUGGUCUCAUUGACACUAUUAUGCAAGUUAUCAAGGAUUCUGGUGAAAUAUUUGGCAAGGAUGACAAAUGGGAUCAACUUUAUCAAUAUAGUUUCAGAUCUAUCAGACAAAUUACACUUCUUCACGUACCAAACAGUUUAUACGUCUUUGAAAAGUAUUUCCACGAAUUACAAAAUCACAUCUUGGGAGAAUCUUCAGAAGUUGUCCUAAACUCUUCCAAAGAUUUUGCCAACUCUAUUGGUCAGACCAAUACAGAACUUUUGAUUGGUAUGAUUAAGGAUAAUAUGGAGCUAUUGGACAGUAUUUCAUCGAGUCAAAUUGAGGGAUUUUUCAAUCUUUUAGUUGAAAAUACCAGAAAGAAGGAUCUCUACCUCAAACUUUUGACAAUUUUAUGUAAAUGUGAGGAAAGACCAAUCCAAAAGAAUCAAAACAGAUUGGUAGAACUUUUAUCUGAUGCCAUCCAAAAACAUCCAAGACUUUUCAUUGUACCAAGAAUUGAGGAGGGGAAACCUAUUGUGGAUAUCCCUUCAACAGGUGAAACCAAAUCACUUAAACACUUUUGUGAGACUGAAUAUUUCGAAUUUAUGAUAAGCUCAAUCAGAUUUUUCGCCUCAUUGUGUUCUGGUAAGAAUACAAUGGCUAUUCCCUUUGUUCAAAGAAUUUUCCCAUACGAUUUGGUAUUGAAAUGUAUUGAAGAUGCAACUGCUCCUCUGAGUAUUCGUUCUGCUUUUUCCAAUUUGAUGGAAUAUUUGUAUGUUGAUGCUGUUGGUAUUGAACAAGUACCUGCAAUUAAACUUACUAGAAAGUGGACAAACAGUAACAGUACACUUAGAACCACUACUACCUUUGAAGAUUACAGAUAUCAACAUAAGAGACUGAAGGACUUUAUUUACAAACACUUUUUCGUUUCUGCCAAUAGAAAACUCACUACCAACCAAGAUCAAUGGUUUAGCUAUCAAUUAGUUAAGAUUUGCCACAAACUCUUCUUGUACAGAGCUUACAAUCCAUAUGGUGAUGAUUUGGAACACAAAAAGUUGGACGAAAGUUAUACCACUGAUCAGGAAGAAAUUUCCAACAUUAUUCACUUAUUAUUGGCAACCCUAAAGGCCACAACUGAUGCCAACGAAGAGUUGAACUUUGUAGAUUCGGAAAACAAUCGUCUAAUUAUCAAGAUUAAGAAUAGAAUUUGUGACAUUCUACUCUAUGUUAUUGAUAUGCGUAUUGACUAUCGUAUUAGUUUGAUUCUUGACUUUUUCAAAGCCAAGUCUGACGACAAUAACACCAGAAUGAUGGAUACUUUAGCGAUGAAGAUUAAGAAUAUUUCAUUCUUCCAAUUUGAUAAGACAGAUUAUACUCAUAGCAAUUCAAGUCUUCCUCCUUUAAAAUUCAUUCCAACAAUGCUCUUCUUACUCAAGUAUCAAAAUAAUGAACUUCCAAUCAAGGCUCUCAAGAUUUUACUUCGUUCAUCCAUGCAAGAUAUUGAAUUGAAGAAUAACUUGGAAAGAUUAGUUUUAUUGACCACACCAAAGUUAGUCCAAUCCUAUGAAACUAUUUUCAAUUAUUAUAACAAGUUGAACAAUCUGGUCAAUAAUGCCACUUUCUCUGGUGGUAGAGAUUCUAAAGAAUAUAAGGAAUUCAAGAAUACCAUCAAGGGAAUUCUUGCCGACGUGAAAAAGUAUGGCCAUAGUGCUCAAAGCAUUCUGAGAAAUUUGCAAAUUCACGAACUCAUGAUUCUCUGCCUCACUAAAAUUUACCCAGAAAACAUCAAGAGUAAUAUUUAUCAAAAAGCGGUUUUAGUGCUGACAGAAUUUGUUAGAAGUAAUACUGAAAAUCAAUCAGAGCUCUUCUCUCACAUUGCCUUUUUGAUUGGUAUCUUCUCCGAUAAAUUAGAUACCAGUGAAUUGUUAUGUGAAAUUGUGAGAGAUAAUAAGCAACUCCUCAUCAACUUGGACGAAAAACUUAUCCACAAAUAUAUUGACAAGAUUGGAGAGUUGGGUAAAAAGUCUUGGCAUUUAAACUUUUUAAGAGUUUUAACGAGAAUUGGUACUUCCAAUUUACAAAGAAACCAAGAUAUUAUUGCCAUCUACCUUUCAACAGAAAGAAAAGAUAUCAUUGUUCUCUUCAACGAUGAUGUUGGUAUAGAGGAGAGAAGACAAAGAAUUCUCAACAAGGAAUACAAAGUUUCAGGUUCUCUUUUGAACUAUCACAUUAACAUGUUAUACUUACUCAGUGAUUGUACCUUGGGUACCGUAAAGGAGGCAGAAGUCAAAAUUCAAUCCAUCUUGUCAUUUGAUGAUUGUAUUUCUUUAUUAUCUGAAAAGUUGAUUCCUCUAGUAAGAGAUCCUCUCAUGAGCUUGCUCAACGAAUUAUACAUUAAUACAGAGAAGAAAUCCAAUGACGUUAUUGCCAAUACUACUAUUUGGCGUCUCUUCAAGAGAAUCAAGGAAGAAAUUAAAUAUUAUAUUGACUGCAAGGGUAGAAAUAUUUGUAAAUUAGAAAGAGAUGUCACGUAUCAAUUACCUCCACUCAGAAAUGAUCUUCCUCAGGAUGACAAUGAUGAUAUUAGUGCCGAGUACUAUGUCAGUGAAAAGUACAUUUAUUCAAUUAUUAUUCCACUCCUGACUAAUUACUUUAUUAAUUAUUAUUCCAAAGAAACUCUCUCCAAUGCAAAAGAGUCCAACGAGAGUGAUACAUUGCAAAUUAUUGAAGAAAUUUUGACCAACCUCAUAGAAUUGUACAAAUAUACUGCUAAUGAAAACUAUAGAAAGGAUAUUGAUAAGUGCUUUUAUGAAAUUCACCAACGUACAAGAAUUUCCCACGAAUUGGAGGUCAAGUUCUUGCAAGUAAAGAGAAAUGCCCUUGUCAAGAUUGUUCCACCACAAGCCAUUCAAAACAAGGCACUCACAGUUGAUGUUGGUAACGAAGUAGCCAAACGUUUCAAGCUUUUCAUUGAAUCAAUUCAAGCUCAAAGUGCAGAAUCAAUCUUCUCAGAUCUGGCCAAAUUGUUUGUUAACGCCUAUGAAGGUCAAUUCAAGACACUAAUUGGGGUUUUACAAAGAAUCAUGUCCAUUGGUAUUACCAAAGAUUUAGUUGAGACCUUUAUUGGAGCUAUUGAAACCAUCAAGUAUGCUAUCAAAGAUCAAAAGCCAGAAUUUUCUGUUGAAAAUGGAAUACCAGAAUUGGUCUUGCAACUUUUGACAGCGGAUUAUGAAAUUGUUGUUCCAGCUCUCAAACUCUCUCAUGAAAUGUUGACCUCAGUUGAAACCAGAAAGGUUGUUGGUACUAUUGUCAGAAGUGGCAAUUAUGAGUCAUUCUUUAUGGCCAUGAAGAACCGUCUCAGACAAUCAACCUACGAAGUUAAGGAAUACUUCUCUAUAAGAAAGAGAAAUAAUUCCCAAGAUGCUCAACAUGAUACAACCAAUGCAAAGGAUGUCUUGCUCUUUUUAAAGUUGUUGUGUGAAGGUCACUACUUGCCAAAUCAACAAAUGCUCUACAAUCAACCUUUCAAUAAGAUUUCCGUAAAUCUAGUUUCCGAAUGUAUUGACUAUGUUUUGGGUUUGUUCAAGUAUUUGAGCGAAGACAGUGCUGAAAACUUUAUUCAAGCAUUCGAUACUCUCAAUGAAAUGAUUCAAGGUCCUUGUAUUGAAACAUCUAUUGAACUUGCCUCCUCAACCAGAUUAAUGACUGUCAUUAAUGAAAUUUUGGGUAGAAAAUCUCUUGAUCCAGAAGAUAAGGAUAUGGACUUCCCAGAUGACGAUUUGGAAGGUGAAUUUGUUGAUCACUUGAAGGUUGAGGAUGAACUAGAGCUGAUUGAAAAGAUUAUCAUUCUUCUUACCAGUAUGUUAGAAGGUGGUAACAAAAUUUCAAAGAAUCAUAUCAAAAAGUCCCUAGAUUUCAAGUCAUUAUGCAAACUCAUGAUUUUAUUCACAGACGGUCAUUCAGAAUAUAAGGAAAAAAUCAAGAAAAUACUUGCUUUUGAAAACAAGACAGAAACGCCUAAUCCUGCUGAUGUUCGUACUUGCAUCAAGAAAUCCCAAAACAUUGGUAUUUCUAUUUUCAUUCUCCUUAAAUAUUUGGACUUUGAUUUCAAUGAAAUUACUCCAGACUAUCUUGACUCGGAAGACAAGACUAUUAGUCAAAUGGAUGAAGGAGAAAAGGCAUGGCUCAAUUACUAUGAAUCAAGAGUUGGUACCAUAGAAGUCAUUAGAGAUAACCAAUUAGAAAUCGUUCACUUUAAAAUCAUCAAACAAUGUAGACAUUUACAAGAAUCUACCAAGGAUGAGUUUGUUGAAAGCUGUAACAGAGAAUCUCCACAAACCAAGGUGAAAUCCCUCUUUGAUUGGACUUAUCAAAUUGCAAGAAUUGAAAUGAUGCACUUGAAGAGUCUUAUGGACAAUCCAAAUAGUUUGAAAGCAAGAGGAUGGAAAUUUAUAGAAAAGAAUUGGUACAAGAUUAAGGUUGGAGUGUUUUUGAUUGCAGUACUCAUUAAUAUUCUGGUCACUGCUACAUAUACUAAACAGUUUGAUUCAAUUUCUGGUCCAGUAGUUGUUCCAGGUAUUGCCCUACCAGAUGGCAUACAGUAUAGAAAUAGUUUUAAUUAUAUGCCUAUUGGUAUUGUGGUUGAAAUAUUGGGUCUCAUACUAUUAUUGUUAACCUUUGGAUUAUUGGGAAUACACUUGUACUUCUUCCUAAUGUUGAACAUUAAGAAGAAAUUCAAACUGGAGAAGGAUCAAUCGUGGGAUACAUUGCAUAAGGAUCGUGAAUUUUUCAGAAAGUUUGCCCUGUACACUGCUCAAGAUCCUUACUUGUGGUGGAUUUUAAUCUAUUUCUGCAUGAUUUUGAUUGGUAUAUUUGUAACACCUUUGGCAUAUAUUAUAUUGACAUUUGAAAUAAUCUUCUUAUCUCCUGAUGGUUUAUUGGAUAUUAUUGUUGCCAUUGGUCAAAAUUAUGAAAAGUUAUUCUACACUGGUGUCUUGACUGCAUUUGCCAUGAUUGUUCACACCUUCCUCAUGUUUUCCUUCAAGUAUGAUCAGUUUGUUUUCAACAAGGUUAUUGUUUGUAAGGAAACAUUAACAUGCUUCAUGUCCAUUGUCAAUUAUGGUCUUCGUGGAGGUGGUUUCUGGGAAGAUAUUACUGAUCCAUACCCACUUGAUGUCACCCGUAUCUUUAUUGAUUUGUACUUUUCACUCUUGAUUAUCAUUAUUUUGGUCAAUGUUGUUUUCGGUAUUGUGCUUGAAAGUUUCAGUGAAAGAAGAGAAGAGAAACAAGAAUUGGAUGAGGAAAAGUCAGGUUUCUGCUUUAUAUGUUCUAAUGAAAAGUCCAGAUUCGACGUUCGUGCCAAUGAAGGUAUUACCUUUGAAGGACACAUUAAGAAGGAACACAACAUGUGGAAUUAUGUUUACUUUUUAAUCUAUCUCGAAAAGAAACCAAAAGAUGAAUAUACAGGUAUUGAGCAAUAUGUUGCCGAGUUGGCUCAAAAGCAAUAUAUUACCUUCUUCCCAACUCUGAGAUCAUACACUUUAGAGAAGGCAGAAAGUGGUGAAAAGGAAGAAAAGGAGGAAAAGAGCGCCAAUCUUGAAGAACAAAACAUUAAUCAAUUGAAGGAUGCCCUCUUGAGUCAUCUCCGUUUCAGUUCAUACAUGAGUAAGGAUGAUGAAAUUGUUGGUUCCCUCAUGGAUCACUCUCGUAACCAUCAUUCCUCUCAUUCUCACACUCAUCACACAACAGAAGAAACUCUUGAUUUCUUAUAA